UGUAUAUAUAUUGGCGAAAAUCAUAAACAUAACAGUAAAGAUAGUGGAUAGCCGGGCGUGAAAGCGGACUUGUGACGUGUUAUCAGGGCCGAUGCGAUAAGCGCUACGUCAGGCGCCGAUCCCAACUGCGCAGCAGCAGCGCCAGCAACAAAAACAAACACAAGCAGAAUUUGAAUUCGUAGAUGAGGAGAGGAGUGUUAUUAUUAUAAUCAGUAAUCAGAGUCGCCUUGUUUUGAUUUCGAAUUUCCUCGGAAGCGAAAUGAAACGAAACGAAAAGAAUCGGAUUCGGAUUCGGGUUCGGAUCGUAAUGAAAUGAAACUCCGCUCCGGAUAAAGCUGGCCAAUCGAAUCAACUUGUUGCGGAACCGCUGCGUCGCCCAGUAUUGAUUUAGCGCAUAUAGCCGACAGUUGUGAUUCGGAUUUCGAUUCCCAGCCAUAUAUAUUCUACAAACGAUACGAUAAUACGACGCUUCUCCAAAAACCAAUACCAUACGAUACCAUAUUUGUGUUCGUUUUUCAUUCGUGGGGGAGGUGGAUAGAAAAGAAGGCGGAGGAGAAGGAGGAGGAGGAGGAGGUGGACACCAGACCCAAAGCGGAAUUGACGCAAUUGUUGAGAACUAUUUUUAAUAGUCGGCGGGUCGAAAAUGUACGAAACUCAUCAAAUAUUCAGAAGACAGGCAGCCAAUAAGCCGAGCCACUGAUUCGGAGGUCCCAAAAUCGGAAGAGGAAUCGAAAGCGGAGUCAAUUGGCCGAUGGAAUCGGAGGAGUGCGCAGUGGACGCCAUGGAGAAUCGCCGUUUGCCGCUCUUUCCCAUCGAACCGGAGCCCUCCGUAACGGCGACGCAGCGCCUGACGCUCCUGGCGACCCGACUGCUGCGUGCUUUGCAACUCAACUGGAGGAUUAUUGUCUCGGGCAUCACAGUUACACUUCUGGCCGUCAUCUGGUAUUAUCCCACCUUCUUUCUGUUCUUCGCCUUCGUCGUCUAUUCGCUGGUCUUGGUCUUUGCGGCUGUGGCGGGCACCGUCUAUAUCCAUUAUAUAUUCACCACCAACGAGCCGACGCCACCGAGUCGCGUGCCCUCGCGACUUCUCUACAAUGCCACCAAAAGCAACAUCUUCGAUCUGCCCAAGCCCAUCAAGAAUCCAUCGAAUCUGCCAUUGAUUUUCGGCAAAACAGUGGACCUGCAGCUUCAGCAGAUCAUUGAAUAUGUUCUGCGGGAUUUUAUGCUGCCUUGGUUGGGAUAUGUGGUCACCAAGCCCAAGCUGAUCAACGAUGUGGUGCGCGAGGAUCUGUGGAAUGCCAUACAGAAGAUACACGAACGGGCCACCCGAAUGGACGCCGCCAAGAUCAUAGCCGUGGACAUGGUCAACCGGGUGACGGUGCAUCUGGAGAAGAUUCGCAUUGCGGAGGCCAGAGCAGCCGAAACCAACACGCCGCCCGUUUUCAGUACGAAUCCGUAUCUCGCCGACGAGGAGAAGGAGAUGGAGUUCCUGCGCAAGCUGUGCGAGAUUAUGGUGAUUCUGCUGCUGCCCCGCGGCUACUCGCUGCCGCCCUUGAAGGUGCUGCUCAGCGAGAUUCUCUCCUACAAGAUUUUCUUUCCGAUGAUCAAAAUGCUCACGGCACCGGACUACAUUAACCAGAAGGUGGUGCAGAACAUCGAAACCCGCCUGGCGGCGGCGGCGAUGAGCAAGCGGAGCUACGAGUACGCGGCCAGCUUCGAGGACUUCCUGAAGAUCAUCAACAACUCGGGCAACCUCGAGGAGCUCUCGCUCAUCCGCAAGAGCAUUGUGAACGACCUGAUGCAUGCGACGACCAUGCAGAACCUGCAGCGUGCCAAAGGCCUCGAUCCCGAUCACGAGGACCACUCGCUCUCCAAGUCGGAGCUCACGGCCGCCGUCCGGCUGAAGCGCUACGUUCGCCAGCUGACGAUGGCCAAGGGCGAGUGCGAGAAGAACCUGGCCAAGUUCGGCUGGAAUGGCAACUACUCCAGCGAUACAGACCUAACGCUCGUCGAGAUCCUCAACACUGCGGUGGGCCGUCGCUACUUCACCCUGUUCCUGGAGCCUCUAAAGGCGAGCGCCCUGAUCGGCUUCUAUUUGGCCGUGGAGGAAAUCAAGCACGCGCACAAGUCGGCCAGCCAUCAGCUGGGCACCGAGAUCUUCUACACUUACAUCCGGGUGCCCAAGUCGGAGAUCCAGAUCGACAAGCACGAGCGCAAGCUGAUCGAGACGUUCCUGCUGGGCGACGCGGAUCCGGAUAUUUUCUACGACAUUCAGCGCAAUAUAUUGCGCACGCUGGAGGAGAAAUACUAUCCGCCCUUCGUGCUGAGCGACCAGUAUCGCCAGCUGAAGGAGGCGCUGGACUCGAAUGAGAUUGCGGAUCCCACGCUGCUCAUGUGCCACUCGAUUGGCGAUGCCCCGCUGGAGCCGCUGGCGGACGAGCAGCCAGAGGCGUCGGAUGGUCUAAAUGGCGGGGCCGGUGGCGCCAUCGAUGUGGCAGCCCAUACGUCGUAUGCACGACGAAAACUGGAGCAAAUACAGGAACGCAUUGACAAGAAGAACCAGGCGCUGGACGCCCUCAAGUACUCGGUGAAGCCGGAGUCCAAAGUACUCUCCAUUCUGGAGAAGGAGAUGGAGUGGCUGAAGAGCGAGAAGCGCCAGACGGAGGCGCAUUUGCGGCGCACCGACGCCUGGACGGAGCACCUGGGCAAGUGGAAGGCGACCAUUCAGAGUGUGGAGGUCUCCGAUGAGAAGGAAUCGCUGCAGUUCAUGAUCCUGGUGCACGUGGACGAGGACAUCAAUGCGCCGGCUCAGCCGACAUCCUCGAAAAACGGCGACAGCGGGCAGGCGAAUCUGCGCAAGCGACCCUCGGGCAUCUCUAGCGGCUGGGUGGUGAUGCGCUCCCUCAACCAAGUGCAUGAGCUACAGCGAAAACUGAGGCAUGUGAGCUCUAAUUUAAAGGCCAUUGACCUGCCCACGAACUUCAAGUUCUUUUUCCUCAAAACCGAUCGUCAUGGCCAGGAGAAGGCCAAGCUGCAGAUACAGAAGUUCUUGAAUUUCAUCCUAGAGGACGACCAUCUGAAUGGCAGCGAGGCCAUCUACACGUUUCUAAGUCCCAGUUCGGAUCACCUCAAGCAAUCGCUGCCCUCGCCGAAGAAGUCCAAGUUCUCGCUGGCGACGCUCUUCCGCAGCGAUGCCGGAAAGGCCGCGCACGAGGCCAGCAGGGCCACGGAUCCCUUUUGGGGGCUGCAGCGCGACGACGAGGACAUAUCCACCUACCUGGACGGCGAGUCGGGAGUCGAGGCCAAGAUGCUGGCUGCCGAUUUGGACAGCAAGGAUUCGAUAGCCGAACCUAUGUACGCCUUAAUGGGCGAGAUCUUCGACAUGGGCGGUGUGUUCAAGUGGCUGCGCAAGAGCCUCAUCUCCUUUGUUCAAAUCACCUACGGUCGGACGAUCAAUCGACAGAUCCGCGAGUCGGUGGCCUAUCUCUUCGAGGAGUCCAUGCUGCACAACUACUUCUCGGCCGUACUCAAAUCCUUUUGGCCCGGCGGCGUCCUGGCCUCCGCCUAUCCGACGCGAUCGGAGGAUAUGCGCGAGAUGACCACCACGGCGGCCAAGGCGCUGCUCACCGACCACAUACCCGAGGUGCUGUGCAAUCUGGUCGGCGCCCAGGCGGCCAAGCGGGGCGUCCUCAAGGUGUUCGAGGCCCUGCAGAAUCCCGCCUACAACAAGCAGCUCUUCUACGAGCUGCUGGAGAUACUCAUGAUCGAGUUCUUUCCCGAAAUCCGCCAGCUGCGGGUGAACAAUGCCAAUGGCAGCAAGCUGAACACGGCCACCGCUGGAGCGGCAGCUGCCUCCGCUGCAGCGGCACUGGUGGCGGCCACAGCCUCCGCUUCGCUGCCCUCGCUGAAUCACAGUGCCUCCGCGGGGGGCAACCACAACCAUCAGGGCUCCUCAACGGGCAGUGGAUCCUCGGCGGGAGGAAGUGGCUCAUCCGCAAGUGGACAGUCGCACUAUCACCACGCAUCCCACCACCACCACCACCACUCGCAGGCGGGCAGCUCCAAGUAGCUUACCUUAACUUAAACUUUAUAUUUUAUUUAUGUUUUUUUUUUUCGUUCGAUUUUAUACUUUAUGUUCGAUGUUUAAUGCUCUCUCUCCCUUUCUAUUUCGGAGAAUAUUGUUGAUUUAGCCGGAGAUUAGGGAUUACAAAGAGUAGUUACGUAGGAGACCACACAACUCAGUAGUUACCAGUAUCAUUCCCUGUACAAAUGCAGAAUGCAGAUUGCAGAUCCUUGUUGACUCGUUUGUCCUGUCCCCCACUUCCUGUAGGCCAGAUUCGAUUGUUAUUUGUAUGUGUAUAUGUCUGUACAUAGGUCAGUAUUAAGCGUUGUACCAAAUUGUUGUUUAUAUACUCGUACUCGUAUAGUGAAAAAUGUGACACUCAGCUUUGAUUGAUUAUGUUUAUGAUUAUGACUAUAGUUUAGUAGCAGAUAUUGAGUCCAAAGUUGGUGCUUGUGAUCCCCCAUCCGCUCCAGCUGCGGAUGCAGUUAGAUUUUUAUCUCCCCCGCAAAAAGCAAAGAUUAUAGUUCACAAAACAGGUGGGAUUCCAUGGCCAUAAGCCAGGUUCAGAGGUCACAACUUGUGUUGCUUUUGCCGUUUUGUUUUAACUUGUAAAAACUAAGGGCUUUAAUGAUAUGUAUUCCAUUUGGUGAUUUUUGAAAGGCAGGAUUUUAGUUGUAUGUUUUUAAUUUUUUAACUUUUUAACCCUUUUCCUUAACAAAUAGUUACUUUUAAUUAUUUAUUUGUUAAACCCCUGUAUUCUGGAAUUAAAUAUUGUAUUUUAAAACGUUUCCCAACUGACCAAAAAUUGUAUUUUAAUCGUUAAGUGCUUUGGUAUCAAAUAACCCUAAUGACUAAGCGUUGCUAAAAGCUGUCUUAAAUUCGUAGAACCAUUUAUAAUCCCAAAACCAACAGCAUUUUGAUACCAACCUAAAAAACGCAAAUCGAAAUUCGUAAAACGGUUUUUUGGACCCAUCCACUGUAGCACUAGGCACCUAGAUAGCCCAUCCCAGUGAGCCAAACGUAUCCCACUUGACACACCCACAUCCUGGCAGAGUUUCUAGGCGCUUUCAAUCUAUUUACGUAUUGCAGUUGUACACUUUUAUGUGAAAAUGCGAAAUAAAGAUCGCUAUUUAUGUA
Molecule: messenger RNA, 5200 nt
Organism: Drosophila takahashii
Lineage: Eukaryota; Metazoa; Arthropoda; Insecta; Diptera; Drosophilidae
Gene: snz
Product: sorting nexin snazarus
Cellular component (GO): intracellular membrane-bounded organelle
Molecular function (GO): phosphatidylinositol binding
Source: RefSeq, a predicted model, not a curated record